Messenger RNA from Rubroshorea leprosula, 4833 nucleotides. The record is from the annotation of a GenBank genome assembly. NCBI's taxonomy places the organism in Eukaryota, Viridiplantae, Streptophyta, Magnoliopsida, Malvales, Dipterocarpaceae.
AAGGUAAUUAAUCUCUACGCUUCUCUCUCUGCAAUUACUCCUUGAGAGCAUCUCUCUCUAGAAUAUCGAGUAUUGCUGACUUGAGCGUUGGAGUGUUUUCCCCGAGGAAACAUCCUCGGGAUUUUCAGGUGUGGAAGUAGCUAAGGACUCCAACAGUGUUGGACUGCGAAGCUGCCCAAACAUUUGGCGCCGUCUGUGGGAAACCGAACAAGAAGCUGCGUAGUUUAACCUGCAGAAAGACAAAAUGGUCCGUACCUUUAUUGGAAGUCGCCCUCCAAGAAAUGAAAUGGACGAACAGGAGGAUACUCAACUGUCUGAGCCCGGCUUGAAUGAUUUUAGGCCAAUGCCGAGAAACCUUUUUCCCGAGCAUUUCCAAAUUCCAACAGGAACAAGGCAAAGAUAUCUUAGGCCAAGCAAUCUACAACAAGAACGACCUGAAAGGUCGAUAGAGCCUGCUCGAACAACCGAACUCGAAGAGAGAACCAGAGUUCUCGAAAUGGCAAUGGGUAGAAUCCUUGCCCUUCUGAUUCCUGAUAACCCCCUGAUUCCUUUGUUGAACAGGGAUGCACAGCCAGCUACGGUUGUUGCAACUCGAAACUCCCCCGCUCUGAGCAACAUAGUAGUGCAGACCAAGCCAAGGGGAAGUGGGAAACUAAAUAACGAGCCCAGCUCGUCCAAGCAUAGUGAAGAACUGAUGAGAAAGAAUGCAGACCUUGAAAGGCAGCUACGGGACGUACAGAAAUCCAUUGACGAGCUGAAAAGUCCUAGGUCGCACAAACAGACCCUUGAUCUGGAUAGUGCCCCACUAAACUUAUCCAUCACAACGGAACUGUACCAAGAGGGAUUCAAAAUCCCCCACCUAGAAACAUAUGAUGGCUCGGCGACACUAAAGUCAACGGCCAGAAGAUGGUAUCAUAAACUCCCCAGACACUCUAUAGACUCAUACUCCCAGCUCGCCAAGCUCUUCUCCAACAAAUUUGUGAGUCAAAGGGAGAUCAAACGUACAGCGACCGAGCUGAUGCAAGUUCAUCAGAAAGAGGGGGAAUCUCUAAGGGACUACAUGCAACAAUUCAACAAGGCAACUUUAGACAUUGAUAACGUCCUUGAUACCAUUUGCUUGUCUGCUCUGCUGCAUGGUUUGAAACCCGGUCGGUUCCUAGACGACCUAUUAGAAAACCCACCGAAGACGUGGAACGAAGUAAAUGACAGGUCGGCUAGCUUCAUACUGUCAGAAGACUUCCAGUCGUCCAAGCGACGAGCUGAUGAUAAGCAGGGCAAAAGCCAUGAACAACCACUGAGGAGAGAACAAAAGAAAAAGCAGAAAGUCAACGAGCAAUGGGGGAAGCCCGUUGACUUUCUGAGGUAUGCCAACUACAUCUCGUUAACCUUGCCAAGGACUCAAAUCCUGGCACAAAUCCAGCACUGGAUUAGAAGACCCCCACCCCCACUACAUGAUUCCCCAAGAGCAGACAAGAGUAAUUGUGACUACCACUGUACUUAUGGUCACAACACAGAAGACUGCCAACACUUGAAGGAUGAGCUGGAGUUCUUAGCUCGGAAUGGGAAAUUGGAAGGAUAUGUGCAGAAGCCUUAUACCCAGCAACCAUCUCAAACUCACUUUGUGCAAGGAUAUGACCGACCUCAGGGGCAGAGGUAUCAGCUCGGUGGCACACAGGAUGUGUAUCAGGACAGUCAAUAUCCUUCUGAGCAGGGCAGAGCGUACAGGGGACAUCCUUUUGUGGCAAUGGUUCAUAUAGGCAAUCAUAACGUCAACAAGGUGUUUAUCGAUACUGGUAGCUCGCCAGAUAUCUUAUAUUGGAGCUGUUUUCAAAAGAUGCAACUGAAUCCGAGCUCGCUACAGAAGUAUGAAGGGCCCAUAUAUGGGUUUGAUAACCAGCACGUCCCGGUUCAGGGAGUAAUUACUCUUCCCAUAUAUGUGGGCUUAGAACCGCGCUUUAGGAUGGCUUCUGUUAACUUUCUAGUUGUUAAGAUGGAAUCAGCUUUUAAUGCCAUAUUAGGAAGAGCUACUUUGUGCGAACUGAAAGCUGUUAUCUCACAACCCCAUCUCUACAUGAAAUUCCCAACUCCUCAGAGGGUAGGAGUGCUAAAGGGGAAUCAAAAGAUGGCCAGAGCCUGCUAUCAAGAUACAUUUAAGAAGGUUGAGCUUGCUGUAGCCCCGGGAGGCCCUUCUGGAGAAGCAGAGCUAGUAGAGCCAGUAGAAACAGUCCCCUUAAACCCUGAUGUGCGGGAAAGAACAGUCAAGAUCGGCACCAAGCUCACAGAAGAAGAACGAGCAGAGCUUCUGGAGUUUUUGAGGGUUAAUCAAGACGUGUUUGCGUGGACUACGGACGAAAUGCCUCGCAUCCCAGUAGAGUUGACAUUCCACAAGCUCAGCACAGACCCAACCAAAAGGCCGGUAAUGCAGAAACGUCGCCUUUUUGGUCCUGAGAAGCAGGCUGCUAUAGAUGAAGAGAUACAAAAGUUGCUACAAGCAGGCUUCAUCAGGAGAGUUGAAUACUCUGAGUGGGUGUCUAACCCUGCGCUAGUUAAAAAACCGAAUGGCAAGUGGAGGAUGUGUAUCGAUUUCACCAACUUAAAUGAGGCGUGCCCAAAAGACCCUCAUCCCUUGCCAAAUGUCGAGAAGCUAGUAGAGCGGGCAGCCGGACACGAACGGAUGAGCUUUCUUGAUGCCAGCUCGGGUUAUCACCAAGUUCAGUUACUGCUAGACAACCAGGAGAAAAUAGCUUUUUAUGCUGGUGACGCAAUCUACUGCUAUGUCAUGAUGCCGUUUGGCCUGAAAAAUGCUGGCGCAACAUAUCAGAAGCUGGUGCAAAUCAUCUUUAAGCUCCAGAUCGGCAGGAACAUAGAAGUAUAUGUGGACGACAUGAUAGUCACAAGCGUGCAAGCUGAGGAUCAUAUAGACAACCUGAAUGAGACUUUUCAGAACUUGCGCCGAGCCCAAAUGAAGCUGAACCCCCUGAAGUGCACAUUUGCUGUAGAAUCAGGAAAAUUCCUAGGGUACGUGGUAUCCAAGAAAGGAAUUGAAGUAAACCCAGAGAAGGUUCAGGCCGUUCAGCAGAUGGAGCCACCCAGGACUGUAAAAGAUGUGCAGCGUCUGACGGGUCGUGUUGCUGCGCUGCAUAGCACCCCUGUUGUCCAAGCUUGUGGAAGGGAGAGUUUGUACCUGUAUCUGGGGGUUAUGGAGGAGGCGGUGAGCUCGGUCCUACUCAGGGAAGAGAAUAAGAAUCAGAAACCUAUUUGCUAUGUGAGCAAGGUUUUACAAGGCGCCGAGCAGAACUACCCACUGGCAGAAAAGGCUGCUUUUGCCCUGCUGCGCACAACCAUAAAGGGCCAAGCUGUGGCAGAUUUCCUGGUAGAAUGCAUCUCAGCGACUGUGGAAGAAAAGGCACCCGAACACCCAGUCUGGGUCUUGUAUGUUGAUGGAGCUGCUAACGUUGAAGGAUCGGGUGCUGGGGCCGUGUUAGUGGGCCUAGAUGGCUUUAAAUCCGAACAUGCACUGAGGUUCAAGUUUCAGACAACUAAUAAUGCUGCAGAAUACAAAGCCCAAAUUUACGGAUUGAAAUUGGAGUCCGAGCUGAAGGUACAGAGCAUUCAAGUUUUUAGCGACUCUCAGCUCGUUGUACGGCAGGUGAAUGGCAACUGUGAAAUUAGGGAUCCCCAGCUUGGUUGUUAUGCUUCUGUGGUCAACAGAUUGAAGUCAGGAUUUGUCUCUUUCCAAAUCGACAAAAUACCAAGAGCAGAUAACCACCGAGCUGACGAGCUGUCAAAGUUGGCCUCCUCGCAGGACCUUAACCCUCAGAGAUCAACAAUUAUUGAAGUGCUCGAUGCCCCGAGCUACACUGAUUUCAUAGUCGAGUGUCAGCUGUUAAGCACAGAUCCCUCUUCACCGAGCUGGACUACCCCACUCAUAGAGUAUCUGCGAAGUGGUGAACUGCCUAAAGAUCACUCCGCAGCAAAGUUGAUUAAACGUAGGGCGGCACAUUUCACUUUGUUAUAUAAUCAGCUUUACAAACGAGCAGCCUCAAUGCCCCUUUUACGCUGCCUUACUCCUUAUGAAACUGAAUAUGCUGUGAGAGAAGUUCACGAAGGAGUAUGUGGCACACACAUAGGUGGCAGAACUUUAGCUCGGAAACUCCUGAGGCAUGGUUAUUACUGGCCUACUAUGGUUGAGGACGCACAGAAUUAUGUCAAAAAGUACCCGACCUGCCAGUUCAACGCUGAUGAUAUUCACAUGCCAGGAGAAAUGCUCUCAUCGCUCUCAUCACUCUCAUCUUCCUGGCCUUUUGCUCAAUGGGGAGUCGACCUACUCGGCCCUUUUGUGAAAGGCAAAAGAGGUUGCAUUUACCUCAUGGUCGCGGUGGAUUACUUCACCAAAUGGAUAGAAGCUAAACCAUUGUCCACGACAACAGAAAAGAAAAUAGAAGAAUUCUUGUUCAAUUCAAUAUUGUGCAGGUUCGGUAUUCCUAAGAGGAUCAUCGCAGACAAUGGUUCGCAGUUCCGAGCCGCGGCACUGAGGUCGUUCUGUAACGACUAUGGCAUCGAGCUUGCCUUGACAUCUGUGUAUACUCCACAAUCUAAUGGCUUGGCCACAGGCGAAACUCCAUUCAGCCUUGCCUAUGGAGUUGAGGCCAUCAUCCCUGUAGAGAUCGGAUUGCCAUCUGACAGAGCAGAUCGGCACAACGACGAUCACAAUGAGCAACUCUUAAGAGAGAACCUAGACGUUGUGGAAGAGAUCAGGGAGAUCUCUUGAAUAAGGAACAUAGCGCAUCAAAGUUGUGUUGCAAAAUUUUAUAAUAAAAGAGUUCGAGCUCG